Messenger RNA from Solanum stenotomum, 1042 nucleotides. RefSeq lists its product as uncharacterized. Bases 58 to 678 code for a protein of 206 amino acids. NCBI's taxonomy places the organism in Eukaryota, Viridiplantae, Streptophyta, Magnoliopsida, Solanales, Solanaceae. The transcript has 3 exons. The record is from RefSeq and is a predicted model, not a curated record. Gene Ontology annotation, molecular function: acid phosphatase activity.
UAGUAAAAUAGAAGAGGGGUGUUGGCGGCAGGGACAGCGUGGACGCGGUAAGGAGAGAUGGGAGACGAAAAGGUUAAGAAUGAAGCAAUGGAGAUAAUGGGAUUGUUCCAAGUUCUUCCUCGUCUCGUCGUCUUCGAUCUUGAUUAUACCCUUUGGCCCUUUUAUUGUGAAUGCCGUUCCAAAAAUGAAAAGCCAUCUAUGUAUCCUCAGGCCAAAGGUAUCUUGCAUGCCUUCAAGGACAAAGGAGUGAAUGUUGCUAUUGCCUCAAGAUCACCAACUCCAGAUGUAGCAAACGCCUUCCUUCAAAAACUGGAGAUAAAAUCAAUGUUUGUAGCCCAGGAGAUAUUCUCCAGUUGGACACACAAGACGGAACACUUUCAGAAAAUCAACCGAAAGACUGUGGUGCCCUACAAUGAGAUGCUGUUUUUUGAUGAUGAAAAUCGGAACAUAGAGGCGGUAAAAUCACUUUUUGUCAAUUGUAGCAAGCAUUCAGUUGAUUCAAAUAAUUACAUCACUCGUCGGUCUAGAUCAAAUAAAUGUUACAUGCAAAUCCUGGAGAUACACAUAAGUAAGCUAAAGCAGUAUUUUUCAGGUUUCAAAAAUGGGUGUCACAAGUAUAUUGGUGGGCAAAGGGGUAAAUUUAGGGGCUUUGAGGCAAGGACUCUCCGAGUUUGUUAAGAAUUCUGCUUCAGUUGAAAAGAACAAAGAACAAUGGCGCAAAUUCUCAAAAGAACCAGGUUCAUCCAAAAGUGAUGCACAGUGACGAUUCAGCAGUCCCCAGCACACAAAGAAAGGUAAUUCUUGGGACAUCAGUUGCACUAGUAGUCAAGAAUAUGGCACAAGUCCCGUAUCGAUUCAUCCAUAUCUGUUCUCAUUAAAGGAUCAUUGUCCAAAUUUUUGGACGUUAUUGUUGUAUGGAUAUUGACACUUUGAACUUGUUCAAUAGGGUAGGUUUCCUAUCCUAUGAUGUAAAACACUUUGGAUAGUGGGAAAACGUUUCAUCCACUAUGAUUCAAAAUUUGAAAAGGUUAUUUGUUGGUGA